Molecule: messenger RNA, 480 nt
Organism: Linderina pennispora
Lineage: Eukaryota; Fungi; Kickxellomycota; Kickxellomycetes; Kickxellales; Kickxellaceae
Exons: 1
Coding region: 87-407 (106 amino acids)
Source: RefSeq, a predicted model, not a curated record
CACAUACCGGGCAGCCUCAACCAUUGCCCAUGAACUGUUGAAGCAUUUGGCUGACGCCUGGGAUCUGGGUUGCAAGGCGUGUCAGAAUGAUGAUCAGCAUGACCGCUCGAUCUGGAAUAUUUGCCCCUUCCUCGCGCGCCUCUCUGACAUGCUCGACGAUACAUUCGACAAAGUCCACGAAUGGCGUAACGGUGCUGUUCCCCAUCAGGCCCGAGAUGAUAUUCGGGAUUGACGGGAGUGUGUUGUUGGUCUGGCCGCCUUGGCCACCUUGGCCACCUUGGCCGCCUAGGCCGGGGAACCCACCUCCGAAAGACAUUUUAAAAAAGACUGUGGGUGCUGUUAUGCAGAAUGUAGGCAAGGUCCAGAAUUUGGUAUCAAAGACAUGCAGGGUCUGUGCGUGGAUGUAGGUUUAUGCGACAUAGCUGCCUUAUUUGUUAUUACUGUGGACUCCGAUGAGAGGGGCAACAGCUGGCAGUAGAC